AUGCAGAAGCCUUCACCCUUAAACAAAAACCACACCCCUUUUUCAAUGAUGGCGCAGAUAUCCCACCUUCAUCUCCAUGAAGACGAUGACGAUAACGAGAAUGACGACCUUCUAAACUCCCUUUCUCCUCGCAGCCAUGCCUGGUCUCAAGAUCUCGACGGCUUCGACGUUUCGCCUUCAGAUCUCGACUUUCCUUCAUCGGAAUAUUUCCUUUGCCGACAAAGGCGCCGCUCCGAUCGGAAUCCGAUCCGAGUUUUAAACGGAAACAAUGCUUCUAUUCCAUUCGAUCUCGAAAACGAGGUAAAUUUCGUAAUCGAUAUGUUCCAUCAUCGCGUUGAGCGAUCGCAUUCUUCGUCGCGUGUAAUGUUAGACACCGAUUUGGGUGAUUCUGAUCGUAUUGUUAGAGUUAAUGAUUGGAACGAGGAUACCAAUCCACACAAUUUGGAGAUGGAUUUUGAGUCAGGAUUAGGGUUAGGGUUUCCCGUAGAAGUUCGUAAUUGUAAUGACGAAGGUGAUGACAAUUCUGGAUUUAUGGUUGCUGAUUGUGGUGAUGAGUUCUUCGUGUCGAGGAGGACCAGCAGCAGUGGUGCUCGAUCUGAAUCGAGAGAUCCAGCAUAUUUCAUGAGUGGAUUAAGUGUGACUGAUUCCGAUGAGGACCAUGUAAACGAGAUUAUUGGUGUGGACGAUGAUUUCGGUGAUGAUGAAGCAAGUCUUAGGCUAUGUUGGGAUGCUUUUCAGCUAGAGGACGAUGAUCAUUCAAGAUGGGACAUACCUGCACAACAACAUUUUGAGUGGGAGGAAGUGGAUGGUGGAGUCAACGAAAGGGAAGUGUUGACCAUGUUUCUGGACGCAGAGGCUGACAAUAACACCACAGUAGAUGAUCUCGAGUGGGAAUUAUUCCUGAAUUCUCAUAAUCACGAAGCAAAUCCCACUACCACAGAGGCCAAUAACUACAAUGAGUGGGAGGUUUUCUUGAAUGUUCACAAUCUUGAAGCAAAUCCAGAUUUAGAAGGUCAAUUUGAAGACUACAAUGAUGCAGAACAUGAGAUGUUAUUCGGGCAGUUUGCAGAUAAUGGUGACUCAGGUUUAGUUCAACCACCUGCUUCCAAAAAGGCAGUUGAGAAUCUUCCAUCUGUGGUUAUGACUCUUGAACAUGUUGAAAAAAACAACACACUUUGUGCUGUUUGCAAGGAUGAAAUUGGUGUUGGGGAAAAGGCAAAACAGCUUCCUUGUAUUCAUCAUUACCAUGAAGAUUGCAUCAUUCCUUGGUUAUGUAUACGAAAUACAUGUCCAGUUUGUCGCCAUGAGCUGCCAACUGAUGAUCCUGAUUAUGAAAGCAGGAAAGCAGAAAGGGUUGCUAGUUAA
This is a messenger RNA of Lactuca virosa, 1365 nucleotides long. The record is from the annotation of a GenBank genome assembly. Lineage: Eukaryota; Viridiplantae; Streptophyta; Magnoliopsida; Asterales; Asteraceae.